Rhinocladiella mackenziei CBS 650.93 is the source of this 408-nucleotide messenger RNA. RefSeq lists its product as uncharacterized. NCBI's taxonomy places the organism in Eukaryota, Fungi, Ascomycota, Eurotiomycetes, Chaetothyriales, Herpotrichiellaceae. Bases 1 to 408 code for a protein of 135 amino acids. The transcript is spliced from 2 exons. The record is from RefSeq and is a predicted model, not a curated record.
AUGGGCAAAACGUUUCGCAAUGUUCACCUCGCGUCGACUAACGACUUUCCGAAAGGCUGGGUAGCGCAUAAUGGCGGUACCUUCGCGAAGGAGAUCUUCAAAGAUGUCACCCAUUUGGUCGCUAGCAAAAAGGCCUGGCGGCGAUAUUGUCCCAUGGUUCGGGAAGCCCACCGGCUCAAGACCGUUCACAUUGUGCGGCUCGAGUGGCUCGAGGAUAGUCUGCUCACGAAGUUUCGCCGACCAUUAGACACGACAAAAUAUGAAUGGGAGCAAAGAAAGGUCACCAAAAUCGUCAGAAAGAGAAGGAUGAAAGGCGAAACCGGUGAAAAAGCCAGCGGUGAGAGUGACAAUACUUGCUGUACAACCGAAGAGGAAGAGGUGACAGGAAGAAAACGAACAGACGAGUGA